Botrytis byssoidea is the source of this 1524-nucleotide messenger RNA. RefSeq lists its product as uncharacterized. The record is from RefSeq and is a predicted model, not a curated record. Lineage: Eukaryota; Fungi; Ascomycota; Leotiomycetes; Helotiales; Sclerotiniaceae. The transcript has a single exon. Gene Ontology annotation, molecular function: DNA binding. Bases 1 to 1524 code for a protein of 507 amino acids.
AUGGCAUCGUUAGGUGCUUCUAUGCCUAUGCCUGUACCGGUUGCGGUAAAUGGUACCCUUAAGCCAACCUGGUAUGGCUACAUCCCCGACACAAAAGCUGCAAUGAUCCUUCUCGAAGCUGCCUUUGUAGGAAAGAUUAACCAUAUUGCCCGUCGCCCCCAUGACAAGGAGCGAUCUGAACUCAUCAAGAGCGGCAACAUUUUCAUACACGAAGCACAGUCCUCUGGAGUAAAACGAUGGACCGAUGGUACAACAUGGAGUCCAAGUCGCAUGGUAGGAAACUUCCUUGUCUACCGAGAGUUGAAUAAGCCAUUUGCACCAGGAGAGAAAAAGAGAGCUAUGGCCAAAGACAAGAGACAGGGCAUUCGAAAGAAUGGCAAUGGUUCCACCAGUCCCGGAGGUAGCGUUUACUCUUCUAUGCAUGGACCGCUCAACAAAGAGAUGGAACGUGAAUUGGUCGGUUCAUUAGUUGAUUCAUACGACUUCAAGAAGGAUGGCAACUGUCUCAUUAAGAAGACAAUUACCGUCCAAGUAGGAGAACUCACUCAUCACAUUGUGUCGUAUUACACAAUCGAUGAUGUCGUCUCCGGUAAACUUUCAAUCCCACAAAAUGCAUUCCCAGACGUCAAGCCGCGUAGGGACAUUGUCUAUAGCAAAAGCUACAAGCACUCUCCUAAUGACUCUAACCUCUUGAACGAAGACGACGUACAUGAAAAUCACCUUGCCUACCAACACAAUUCAGGACGGAGCAAUUACGACUAUUCGAAUCGAAAUGCGCCACGACUACCCGCACCAUCCGCGCAUGGCAUGUCAUAUCAACCCAACAGCCUUCUCUCCAACAACAACUACACAAUGGGCAUGUCAGCCGCACCAUACAGUCUCGCGCCAUUCAACGGAAAUUUCCCUGCAGUAAGCUCAGGUCCAAGUUCCUACAACGCCAUUCUUUCUGGAAGCCCAAAUUCCAUCAGUCCUUAUACCGGAGGAUUACCUGCGACAAGUUCGCAUGGCUCUUCUUACCCUCAAUACUCAUCAGCCCCAAGCACGUAUGACACACAAAGGGCUGAUGCAUACAACAAUGUCUACAGACAGCAGCGACAUGGUUCCAUCUCUAACAUGAAUGCAACACCCCUUGCGCAUCGAUCUUCGAGUUAUGGCCAGCAAGGACUUAGUUCUGGAGUAUCCGAAAUGGUAUCGGGGAUGCCUGCCAUGAUCCAAGGCCAAAUGAGCUCGAGGAGUUCGCACGACUCGGGGGCGUCUGGAAUGUUCCAGAGCCAAAUGGGCUCGAGAAACUUCAAUGAGAGUACAUACGCCUCCCCGAAUCUAUAUCAGUCAAGAGAUGCAACCACUUCUUCGCAUGGUUAUUCUCAAGCUCAGCGGACCAUGUCACAAUCUAACCAACCAUAUAACACACAAGCUGGUAAUCAAUAUCCUCAAAACAUGGAAACCUCGCCGGGGAACGUUAGCACUGGGCAUGCUCAUUACAACGUGGACCAUCAAACUUGGCCUUCCUCAAACGGGCUUUAG